UUUUUCUUUCUCUUUUCUUCUCUGCAUUUUCCGAUUAGGGUUUUCCUUUUUCCCUAAAGUUGCACCUUGCACCACCUACUCUUUCAUUAGGUUCUUCCGUUUUAAUCAUUUUCUUCUUCCAAUCGAUCCUCUAAAUCCAAAUUGCGAGAUCUACAGUGCCCGCAAAACCCCAAAUUCAAAACCUUUUUCUCCUUUCCCAUGGCUUCUCGGGGAGCUAGCGUGGUACUUUCAAGGGCCAACAGAAUAAAGUCGAAGCUCCAAACGGCGCUAGAAGCCACCGUUUUGGAGGUAGACGACGUGUCGUAUCAGCACGCCGGACACGCCGCCGUUAAAGGAAACUCCGAUAACGAGACUCAUUUCAACGUGAAGAUCGUUUCCCCAAAAUUCGAUGGGCAGAGCCUCGUAAAACGACACCGUAUGGUGUACGACCUCCUCGCCGACGAGCUCCAAUCAGGGUUGCACGCUAUCUCCAUCGUCGCCAAGACACCCCAGGAAACCACCGGCGCCAAAUAAUGCGAAAGUUCCAAGCUUUUGAAGGGGUGAGUGCCCAAAGUUUGAAUCUUGUCCCUCUUUUAUGCUAACCCAUUUAAAUUUAGGCUAUUGAUAUAAUCAAAGCUUGAGGCUUUAGUGUUGAUGUAAUAUCUUAUUGUUCAAUAAAUCAAUAAUUGGAGUGAAAGCUUAACAGAAUAAGCUUAGUUGAUACUUACCAUUGCUUGGAACUGGGGCUUCUUUUGAGCACCAUGUGUUUGUGUUUAUGUGUGUGAUGGUUAAUGUGUCCGAAUUGGUGGUUUUGUUUAUCACCUUCUGUUGUCUUUGAACUGGAGAGUGUGCUUACCUGUCAAUGGUGCUAUGCUAGCUGCAUUAUCAUCUGUCAUUACUCAUAAGCUAGCUGUUUCGGCUGUGCUAGCUUUAUGAAUGGAACCUUGAUGAUCUUAUGUGGCUGAAUGAUUUGUAGAAUGUGAGAUGUUACGAUUGUUUUGUAAACUAUUAUAUUACUUUUUGUUUGAUCCUGAA
Messenger RNA from Arachis duranensis, 1014 nucleotides. Its product is annotated as protein BOLA1, chloroplastic. The record is from RefSeq and is a predicted model, not a curated record. Bases 199 to 513 code for a protein of 104 amino acids. The transcript has a single exon. Lineage: Eukaryota; Viridiplantae; Streptophyta; Magnoliopsida; Fabales; Fabaceae.